Lotus japonicus is the source of this 1566-nucleotide messenger RNA. Its product is annotated as putative F-box/LRR-repeat protein At1g56400. Lineage: Eukaryota; Viridiplantae; Streptophyta; Magnoliopsida; Fabales; Fabaceae. Gene Ontology annotation, molecular function: protein binding. The transcript has 5 exons. The coding region runs from base 1 to 1566 and encodes 521 amino acids. The record is from RefSeq and is a predicted model, not a curated record.
AUGGCACCUAGCACAGACAUGCUUAGCUUAUUGCCUCACUCUUUACUCUCCAUGAUUGUUUCCUUGAUACCGUUCAAGGAAGCCGUAAGAACCUCAAUCCUCUCUAAAAGUUGGAUAGACAUUUUUAAGUGUACUUCCAACAUAGAGUUUGACGAAGUGUUUUUUGUCAAAGAUGAUAAAACCUGUCAAAUCAGACAAGCCCAAAGAAAGGAUUUUCUGGAGUUUGUUACGCUUUGGAUUUCUAAUCACAGAGAAACUCUCGUGGAUAAGUUCUCUUUGAAAUUAUCAAUGCCUGGAAUAGCUAAGAGGGUUGUCAGAAAAUGCAUUGUCUUUGCCACAAACCACAAGGUGAAGGAGUUGGAGUUGGACUUUUGUGACCCAACAUUGGAUUGUUACUCUACUACUAAUUAUAUUAAUCAGGAGGCCUUGUUUGAAUUGCCAGCACAUGUUUAUAGCCACACUUGCCUCGAAUCUUUGAAGUUAUUCUCAUGCAACUUUGUUGAGACUGAGUUUCUUAACUUUCAUGCACUCAAAGAAAUUUCUUUGGGCUGGAUGGAAGUGAAACUCAGUACUAUUAAAACCUUGUUGUCAAAUUGCGGGGCACUUGAGAGUUUAAGUCUCAAGAGGUGCUGGAAUUCAGAUGACUUUGAUUUAGGGGAGGAAAACCCAAGGUUGAGAAAGUUGGUUGUGGACAGAUGCAUGUUUAGAUCUAAUGGUCGUUAUUUUAUAGUCAAUGCUCCAAACUUAGGAUAUUUCUAUUAUUCCGGGUUAAAUAAUGAUUCUUUGGUCAUUAACAUACGUUCCCUUGUCAUGGAAGAAGAAGUUCUUGAUUUCUGUAUUGAGUAUGAAGGGCGUGCUCUUUUUCUCUACAAACUGCUGGAAAAUAUCUCUGGUGUUAGGGCUUUGACUGUGGGCAAUUACUUCCUUCAGGUUGUUCCCACUGGGGGAUGCUUUCUCCGAAUGCCACGUAGCUUGAGUGUGAGGAGUUUGAUAAUGAAGACCUCUUUGGAUCAAAACGAGUUUUUAGGAAUCACGUUCUUACUUAAUACCUGCUCUGAAUUAGAGCAUCUCAUUAUCGAAUUGGGUCUCCCAAAUAAAUUGUUGGAUUAUGAGUUACCAGACAACUUUAAUCCAGAGAGGUUUUGGACUGAUCAUGCAAGAGCUUAUUGUUGCUUGCCCUGGGAGCGUUUGAUAGCAGCCAUGAGGGAGUUUGACACCGGAGGUUCAUCCGCCGCCGGCGAGCGUCUCCACAACAGACAACUCCAGCACACGCAAUUGGAACUGCGGCGACGAAGAGAACUUCCCGCCGCGUGCUGGGCCGCAGACGUCGCGGAGGUUGGAGGAUGGCAUGGGAAGGAGGGCCGACACGGCGUGGCACCGGCGACGCGCAACUGCCACCACGUCGUUCAACGCACGCGCGGCCUCAUCCUCGCAGGGAGAACCAAACUCACAACGCAGAACCAAGAUGGUUAUGUUUCUCUGAAAAUUGAAGAUGGAACAGCCAGAUCUACUUCUACCGCCGCCACUACUCCUUGGUACCAUGUUGUGGUCGUAACUUGUCCCUAG